This is a messenger RNA of Saccoglossus kowalevskii, 957 nucleotides long. Its product is annotated as carbohydrate sulfotransferase 11-like. Gene Ontology annotation, molecular function: sulfotransferase activity. Gene Ontology annotation, biological process: carbohydrate biosynthetic process. Gene Ontology annotation, cellular component: membrane. The record is from RefSeq and is a predicted model, not a curated record. NCBI's taxonomy places the organism in Eukaryota, Metazoa, Hemichordata, Enteropneusta, Harrimaniidae.
AUGGAUGGAAACCUGUCUGUCAGAUCCGAGUCAAUGUUUCUACCAAAAGUCGACCCUUCACAGCACGAUCUACUAAAAGCCGUCUCGUACAGAAAUGAAGUAUUGCCGUUGAGGCAACUGUAUAACAAUAACGUUACUGUAGAACAGCUUCAAGCACAGAGAAUUUCCACAUUAAAGGAAGGGUGUGCCAAAGCUAGACAGAAUGGCAUAUACUUUCCACAUGGCGGCAGAUUACCAAUUUAUAAUGACGAGUAUAAAUUUAUGCUUUGCGCUGUUCCAAAAGUCGCCACUACCAGCUGGAAACGCGUUUUUCUUGUCUUGCAAGGUGAUGCGAACUCCACCGAAUCUCUGUACCACAAAGAAGUUCAGCACAGAUACCACUACCCUAAGCUUGUAUCUCUCUAUGGGCAGGAGGAGAAAUUCAAGUUAUCAAUGUACACCAAAGUUGUUUUCGUCAGAGAGCCAUUUCACAGGAUUUUAUCGGCGUAUAGAAAUAAACUGGAAGUCGUUGAUACCGCGAUAUACCGGAAAAUAUACGGUAGAGCAAUUGUUAAAAAAUAUCGGAAGAACCCUUCGCCGUUUUCGCUGAAAACGGGCUCUGAUGUGACAUUCCACGAGUUUGUUGAAUACUUAGCGGAUCCAAAGACAACAUUUACCCACAUGGACAUGCAUUGGCGACCGAUGUUCAAACUGUGCGAUGUUUGCAACAGGAAUUUCGAUAUCAUUGGAAAGUUCGAAGAACUACAAGAAGACGCCCUUUAUGUUCUUCAACGGAUUAAUGCUAGUCACGUGGUCAAGUUUCCAGGAUACGACACUCACGUGACUAACAGUUCAAUUGAGGAGACUUAUUUACAGUACUAUUCCACCAUUCCAAAGGAACUACUUUUACGUUUAUAUAAAAAAUACGAACUUGAUUUUCAAUUAUUCGGGUAUAAGACGCCUUCGAUACUGACAUGA